This is a messenger RNA of Naegleria lovaniensis, 1212 nucleotides long. RefSeq lists its product as uncharacterized. NCBI's taxonomy places the organism in Eukaryota, Heterolobosea, Eutetramitea, Acrasida, Naegleriidae. Gene Ontology annotation, molecular function: protein-disulfide reductase activity; protein disulfide isomerase activity. The transcript is spliced from 2 exons. Gene Ontology annotation, biological process: response to endoplasmic reticulum stress. The record is from RefSeq and is a predicted model, not a curated record. Bases 1 to 1212 code for a protein of 403 amino acids. Gene Ontology annotation, cellular component: endoplasmic reticulum lumen.
AUGGCUUCUCGACCUUCUCUCUUCCUGCUUGUAGCCUCUUCCGUAUUAGCACUAACUCUCUUCUCCAUUGCUGCAUCAGCAAGCUCGGACGAUUCCGUCAUUGAAUUAACUCAAUACAAUUUUGAUCGGCUCGUAACAAAUAGUGAUGCUCCAUGGAUUGUUGCAUUUGUUGCUCCAUGGUGUGGUCAUUGUCAAAGACUUCAUCCAGAAUAUGAUAAGGCUGCUAAAUCUCUCGGAGGUGUAGUUAAUAUGGGACGAAUCAAUUGUGAUAAUGAGAAGGAAUUGGCACAACGAUAUGGAAUUAAGGGUUUUCCAACCAUCAAAAUCUUCCCGGCCUUCAAAUCCUCAAAACAAAGUCCAGAGGAUUAUCAAGGCGCACGUGAAUCUGGAUCUCUUGUCAGCACUGCACUCUCGUUAUUGAAUGGUGUCAGAGAUCCUGUCAAGAAAAUUGAGACUGAGGAAGAAUUGACUCAAUUUUUAGCACCAACCGAGGAGGGUGAAAACAUGUCCAAGGUUGUUCUCUUCAGUUCCAAAUCCGCAAAUCCAAACUUAUUUAAAUCCAUUGCUAUUGAAUUUACAAGUAAGAAGGUGAAUUUUGCAUUUGUUGGUGAUGACAAGUUUUUGGACAAGUUCGGCAUUGACAAGACACCAGCUGUUUUACUAUUUAAGAACGCUGAAGAUUUUAUCAAAUAUGACGGUACCUCAUUGAAAAAGACUAGUUUGGUUCAAUUUAUCGAGUCCAAUAUUGAGAAGGGCGAUCGCACACCAGUGGCACCUCCAAAGAAAAAGAAGACCUCUAGCCACUCGGUCACAGUCAUUGAGGAUCAAGACACUUUUUCAAAGAAGUGUGAAAAGAUGUGUGUCAUUGGAUUUGUGGACGCUCAAAAUGAUGCACAAGUCUCAACCCUUAAACAAGUAGCUGAAAAGUAUCCAGAGAAUGUUGUUGUUCAGGUCAACGCUGGAUCGAGCGCCUCUUCUGCUCUCAAAACUCUUUUCAAUCUUGAAGACAGUAACAUUGAAGGUGGUUUCGAUAUGGCUGUUUUCAGAGGUCACAAGCUCAAGUUUGCCACAAAGCAAGGAGUUAAAAACGUGAGCGAUGCCUCAAUCUUGUUGGAUCGAGUCAUUGGAGGAGAUCAAACUUUCCAUACUCUUAAAGAAUUCCCACAAAUUGGAGGUGAAUCGUCAAAUACUGCAACAAAAGACGAGUUGUAA